This is a messenger RNA of Trichophyton verrucosum HKI 0517, 846 nucleotides long. RefSeq lists its product as uncharacterized. Gene Ontology annotation, cellular component: catalytic step 2 spliceosome. The coding region runs from base 1 to 846 and encodes 281 amino acids. Gene Ontology annotation, molecular function: protein binding; RNA binding. The record is from RefSeq and is a predicted model, not a curated record. The transcript is spliced from 2 exons. NCBI's taxonomy places the organism in Eukaryota, Fungi, Ascomycota, Eurotiomycetes, Onygenales, Arthrodermataceae.
AUGGAGCUUACAGGCCAUUCAGGCGAAAUCUUCUCUACCCGAUUUGAUCCUACCGGCCAACAUAUAGCUUCUUCUGGAAUGGACCGAUCUAUACGUGCCAUUCUCGAUCUUCAAUGGUCCCGGGACUCACAUACCCUUUUUUCGGCUUCCGCAGACAUGACCCUAGCGAGCUGGGACCUGGAAUCAGGGACACGCAUACGGCGCUAUAUAGAUCACACUGAAAUCGUUAAUUGUUUGGAUAUCAGCCGGCGUGGCCAGGAGUUGUUGAUUAGUGGUAGCGAUGAUGGAAGUAUCGGUAUAUGGGAUCCUCGCCAAAAGACAGCCAUUGAUUAUCUUGAAUCAUCCGCCGCGAUGCCUGUGACUGCUGUCGCCCUCUCCGAAGCUGGGAACGAGAUAUACUCUGGUGGAAUUGAAAAUGAUAUACAUGUCUGGGAUAUCCGGAAGCGCGCCAUCACGUAUUCCAUGAUUGGGCAUACAGAUACGAUCUCAUCUUUACAGAUUUCUCCGGAUUCUCAGACUCUCUUAUCCAACUCCCAUGAUUCAACAGCACGGACAUGGGAUAUACGCCCCUUCGCCCCCGCAGAUCGUCAUAUUCGAACAUUUGAUGGAGCACCGACAGGCCUCGAAAAGAAUCUAAUCCGGGCAAGUUGGGAUGCGAAAGGCGAGAUGGUCGCGGCCGGUAGUGGGGACAGGAGUGUUGUUGUGUGGGAUGUCAAGACGGGAAAGUUGCUAUACAAGCUCCCUGGUCACAAGGGAACCGUGAACGAUGUUCGAUUCACGCCGGCCGAUGAACCCAUUAGUAAGUUCAGCUUUGUGAAAGGGGCUGUUCUGAGGGACGUUCACUAA